Messenger RNA from Colletotrichum destructivum, 2565 nucleotides. Its product is annotated as Putative F-box domain-containing protein. NCBI's taxonomy places the organism in Eukaryota, Fungi, Ascomycota, Sordariomycetes, Glomerellales, Glomerellaceae. Bases 1 to 2565 code for a protein of 854 amino acids. The record is from RefSeq and is a predicted model, not a curated record. The transcript has 5 exons. Gene Ontology annotation, molecular function: protein binding.
AUGUCGGGCAAGCGUGACUAUCGGUGUGCGAUAUGCGGUGGCCCCUUUCGAUCCAACAUCGCCCUCCGUUCGAGGUCGCGAGACGAGGAACAUCCAGAGGGGCUGGGGGAUGAUUUGCCGCAGGAAUGGCAAUAUGACGGAUUUGACCCUUCCUACUACCACCGAGAAGAUGUUGAAUGGCUGGAGAAAGCCCGCAUCCUUGCUUUCAACUCGACCGCUGGAGUCAGCACAACUAGAGCCUUCGUUUCGGGCGUUGGUGACAUCGGACCGAGGUUCGGGCACGUCGCGAUCGGUGACAGAGGCGACGACCCGUCCGCGCCUGAUUAUCCCCUAAUGGAAUAUUCUUGCUACUCCGACACGUGUCAACAUGGGCCGGCCUUUCCGUUCCACCCAUGCUGUUAUGAGUUGCUCCUUCUGAACUUCUCCGAACAGCACGGCGUCCAGGCCGCGCAGCUGGACAAAGAUUUGCUAUACAAUGUCAUGUUUGAGCUGAUGACGCCGUCGGUGGAGGACACGCUUUUCUUGGAUCUCGACUACGGCGUGGAUAUAGACAGAGCAUUCGAUCCCAAACCUGGUCACAGGGACCCCGUCACCGUUGUUCCGCUGAUCGGUGCCCCUGCUGCGGGUACGUUCUACGAUCUAAGUCCAUACGCCGCUAUGAGGCCCUUCAAUGUUCAAGAGUACUCUUCCGUUGUGGGGGAUGUUCCACCUGCGGGCCCCGAUGCUCUCGCCAAGCUACCACUCGAGGUCUUGACUCUAAUCGCCUCGUUUCUCGACACGAGAUCCGUCUUUCAGCUCAUCAAGACCUCGCCGACGGUGUUCUCAGCCGUCGUGCGGAACCGGUGUUUCUGGAAACGUCACCUCCAGGCCUGGUACCGAUGGUACUUUGAAUGGCAGGCAAUUUUGCUCAAAGACACGGAUCCUUUCCUCAAGCAAGCCGAUCUGAUGCAGGUCGCCUUCAGCCUCGACCGGCCAGGAGAAUCGGAUCUCGUUUCAGACAUGAUCAUGACAAACCGACGGCGCAUAUGGGGGGUCUGCGACCAGCUUGCCCGGCGUUAUCUGUCACGACACCGGUUGCAGCAACGCGACUCGGCAAAGGUUCCCGCGCCCAGUGGUAUCAUAGGACCUGUUCGUUGCAGCCAGCCUGCCGUGGUGCAGCCCCGGCCGGCCGGUGCGAGACUAGACCUCGCGGACGUGUAUUGGGUCAGAUCAGUCGAGGAUCAUCGGCACCCUCGAGUCUUUGAAGCCUUCUUUGACGCCGAGAAUGGACUGGUAGGCCUGUCGCUUGCCCCCGUUGGGCAACGCAGGUACAUCGGACGACAAGGCAUCGAUGCUUUGGAUGUAGACCUGGAAGAGGUCCAAGCCCGGGGGUGCGGGAGCGCGAAGGAUGCGGUUUACACCCGUCCAUCUGACUCCGUGAAUGAAACGCGUCGUUUCUGGAAGCACACGGCUGACAUCGCGCCGGGCCAGGCCAUCAAAGGUCUGAUCUUGCAUGUGCAGGGGACAAACGCCCAGACGUACAGGGUAUCAUGGACGGUGCAACCGCCAUCCAGGACGAUUGGCGCUAUCCCGACAUACAUCUGUGGCCUCACAAUUGUUUAUCUCGAUGGAGAAACGGUUCUUUUAGGCAGCGCUGGUGAUCCACAGGCACUAGGCAAUCUCUGCCAUCGACCUCUCAUGGUCCCAGAAGCAAGCCCAUCAUCUACGAUGUACUUCGAGCUCGUUGGUAUGAUGGGCCAGACCAUCGGUGAAAUUAGGGAAGAAAUGUUGGCCAGCCUCGCAUUGCUAUACGCAUCGAGGCCGAGUCGUGAAGCCUCGCUUGAUGAGAGCGAUGGAGAAUCCUGGACUGCACAUCACAAUCCACUCGCAGCCCAUCUGUGGAAGGACACCUCAGCUACGGUGCUUGGCGAUUGGGUCUGGGAGCAUGAUAAUUGGCUCACUCUGAACACACUGCCACGAAGCGAUUUGCCGAGGAUGGGAUUUCCCUGCUCUCACUCCGAUACCAUUCCGAAAGAGAUGCUUCUCUGGGCUCGCACCCCCAGCGAGGUCCCCGUCCACGACCUGAAGAGGCUGUCUGGAUGGCUCGUCCUCCGACACGUUGGAGACAUGUACGCCGACAUUUACGAGCUCUGCGGGCUUCGCGCGGAAUACAGGUCCUCCAGGGCGACGGAAGUUAUCGGAAUGGCCGAGAUCGACGGACGGUCGUGGCCGGAGGACGAGCUCGUCCACUUCGAGAUCGACGGCGGCGGCGGAGAGUGCGUCAGCGAGAUCGGUGUGGCUUCCGCGUUCGGCGAGCCGAGCUCACUCUAUAUGCGGACGAACCGCGGCCGCGAGGUGGUGUUUGCAAGACCGUCGAGUGCCCGGGAAGCAGCAUCCUGCCGGCGCGUCAGAAUCAGUCCGGCCGGGAGCAGCGUCGUCGGGGUUGUUCUGGCUUUCGGGCGGCCUGGCGGGUGGGAUGUGGACACCGAGGACGACGAGGAGGAGGAUGAAGGCCAUCCUCUCGAUAGUGAAAGGCAUGGUGCAAUGUCGUAUGCUGCCGCUCUGUCUUGCACAUUGCCCCCAUAG